Candidozyma haemuli is the source of this 1491-nucleotide messenger RNA. RefSeq names its product phenylalanine--tRNA ligase subunit alpha (gene FRS2). NCBI's taxonomy places the organism in Eukaryota, Fungi, Ascomycota, Pichiomycetes, Serinales, Metschnikowiaceae. The transcript has a single exon. The record is from RefSeq and is a predicted model, not a curated record. The coding region runs from base 1 to 1491 and encodes 496 amino acids. Gene Ontology annotation, cellular component: cytoplasm; phenylalanine-tRNA ligase complex; cytosol. Gene Ontology annotation, molecular function: tRNA binding; ATP binding; phenylalanine-tRNA ligase activity. Gene Ontology annotation, biological process: phenylalanyl-tRNA aminoacylation.
AUGUCCGAACUACCAGUCCAGAUUCUUCAAGCUGUGGACAAACACGGCAGUAUUCCUAAUACUUUGGAAUCUGAGGAAUUCAAAAAUGUCGACUCGGGCGCUCUACACGCCUCUUUGGCCUCCCUCUGGGCCAAGGAAAUGAUCACCUUCGACAAGAUCGAAAAGGAUAUUUGGGCUUUGACCAAGGAAGCCGAGGAGUUCUUGACUUCUGGUUCGCAUGAAAUCAGAUUGCUAGAUGAAGUUUUGAAGUCUUUGGACGGUCUUAAAAUCAGUGAUGUCAAUGCUAAACUAGGUGCAGUUGGAAAGUUGGGCCAGGGUAAGGCUUUCAAGAACGGCUGGGUCGCUAAGGAUGGCGAUAAGUUGGUUUCCAAGGUCGACAAGCGUCCUGAGGAUGUUGUUGUGGAGAACUUGAAGACCAUCAAGUCUACUGGCACGCUCGACGAUAAGAAGGAAUUGACCGAGCUCAAGAAGAGAAAGUUGGUUACUAUGACCAAGCAGAUCGGCUACAAGGUGUCCAAGGGCCCUAAGUUCUCUUUGACGAUUAAAUCAUACGAAACAGACAUUACCAGCGAUAUGAUCACCACUGGAUCAUGGAAAGAGGCCGAAUUCAAGCCUUACAACUUCAACUCGGAGGGCGUCUUCCCUGAUUCCGGUGCUUUGCACCCAUUGAUGAAGGUUAGAGAAGAGUUCAGACAAAUUUUCUUCUCCAUGGGUUUCACCGAAAUGCCUUCUAACCAGUACGUUGAGUCUGGUUUCUGGAACUUCGACACUUUGUUCGUUCCCCAGCAGCAUCCUGCUAGAGACUUGCAGGACACUUUCUACUUGAAGGACCCAAAGAACGCCAAGAGACCCGAGGAUGAGGACUACUUGAACAAGAUCAAGGCUGUGCAUCAAGACGGUGACUUUGGCUCCAUUGGUUACCGUUACCCAUGGAAGGAAGAGGAGUCGCUUAGGAUGGUUUUGAGAACCCACACCACUGCCAUUUCCUCUGCCAUGUUGAAGAAGUUGGCCGAGGACCCUAAGCCAACGAGAUUGUUCUCCAUCGACAGAGUUUUCCGUAACGAGGCCGUUGAUGCCACUCACUUGGCUGAGUUCCACCAGGUCGAAGGUGUGCUCGCAGGUUACGACGUCACGCUAGGAGACUUGAUUGGUUUCAUGGAAGAGUUCUUCAACAAGAUGGGUGUUGACGGUUUGAGAUUCAAGGCCGCCUACAACCCUUACACCGAGCCAUCUAUGGAGAUUUUCGCCUUCCACAAGGGUCUCGGCAAGUGGGUCGAGAUUGGUAACUCGGGUAUGUUCAGACCAGAGAUGUUGGAGCCUAUGGGCUUGCCUAAGAACUUGCGUGUGCUCGGUUGGGGUCUAUCGUUGGAGAGACCCACCAUGAUCAAGUAUGGUGUGUCGAACAUUAGAGAGUUGUUGGGCCACAAAGUGUCUUUGGACUUUAUAGAAACGAACCCAGCUGCCAGAUUAGACGAGGAUUUAGUGGGCUGA